CGCCGAUUUCGGCCCGACAACCCGCGGCCGAGCGCCGAACCGGUCGGCGUCGGCUCGACUGACCUGCCACUGCGGAGGGUGUAGGUCGUUACGACCUCGAAGGGUCGCCCUGGGUUAGCGAGACCCGCUGAAAGACCCUUUGUUUGGAGGAGUCCAUUUUGCUGGCUGGUGCCGCUGCUGCUGCACGGAAUGAACCGACCCGCUCCCUCACCCCCCCUCCUCCUGGCAAUAGGCAGGCAGCAAGCAGCACACAGCAGCAGAGAGUGAGCCAUGUUCCUAUCACCUGCUGUCACAGUGAAAAUUUCUGUUCGGAAACAGCGGUUGUCUGUGUUUUUCAAGUAUUUCUCCUGGUCGCAGUCGAAUUUCACAUAGAAUCGAGUCCGAUUCCCAGAUGUAAUUUGCGAUGAAACGGCGUGCUGAUGAGCUUUUAGUAGGAGUGAAGCAGUCCGAGCCCAGCAGUGUCGUUCCGCCUACAGCAGCUUCCGCCCUCGGCCCUGGCGUCUGCCCUCCAGGGGUAAGAGGUCCCACCGGGCUAGGUGCAGUUGCUCCGCCACACACGGUGGUGUUGAGUAGACAGUCGCCAGCCCCUCAGCAAAUCGCUCCCCAACUGCAGCAGCACUUGCUCUCCAUUCCCACCAACUCGCAGUGUGUGCUCACCACCAACUCUAUUCCAGGCCCGCCUGGACCCACUGUAGUUCAAGCUUUUAGGACUAGCUCGCCGGUCGUAAGCAAGAGCGACGCUGCGCCGCCAAAUAUGCCAGGCAGCAUCCAGUACCCAGUGCAGAGUUACUCAAAUCCUGUGCCUUCCGCUGCUCCAAAGGGUUCUGCUGCGGCUGGCGCUCCAGCCCCCGUAGCUGGUAGCUCCGCAGUCAUAUCUCGUAAUCUUGGGGCUAGCCGACCGCCCAACAAAGUUCCGAGGCCCAGUAUGUCGCGCCCCCUUCCUCCUUCUAGAAGUGGCUCAAUCGAUGGGGCUUCUCCUCAGGUUCCAGUCAUGCCACCUACGCAGCCCAGCGGCAAUCUCUCUUCGGCACAGCAAAGCCAGCAGCAGCAGCAAUUCCAGCGCCUCAAAGUCGAGGAUGCUCUCUCGUACCUGGAUCAGGUCAAGUUCAAAUUCGGCUCUCAGCCGCAGGUGUACAACGAUUUCUUGGACAUAAUGAAGGAGUUCAAGUCACAGAGCAUUGAUACUCCGGGCGUCAUUGCAAGAGUAUCAAAUCUCUUCAAGGGUCACCCUGAGUUGAUAGUCGGGUUCAACACGUUCCUUCCUCCCGGGUACAAAAUCGAAGUGCAAGCAAACGACCAGGGCUAUGCUUUUCAGGUUUCUGUCAGCAUGCCUAGUCCAACCAACACAAACAGCGUAGGGACAGUUACUCAGCACCACACUCUACCCAUAUCAACGUCAGCAACAGGACUGACGCAAACGAUUGUUUCAACAAUCCCCACAACUGCUGCUCCUCCAGCACCGGUCCCAGUGGUUGUCACGCAGCAGACAGUUGCACCUCCAGCUCCGAGUGUUCCCUCGAAGCCACUAACUACAACCAGUGUUUUUCAUUUUUUCCCUGACAGUAGCGCGGCUCCGAUCGGGUUGGCUGCGGUCCACCAUGCGGCAACGUCACUCCAUGGCUACUCCACAGGAAUGCCGCCAUCAAGUUCUCCUCACCACCCGCAGAGUGGGUCCCAGCCACCGUCAAUACCGUUGAACACGGCCCCAGCUGCAGUAGGUGGUGGGCCCUCUCUCCUGGGCCACGCAGGUGCCAUGCUAGCGGAAACAAUGCAGCCCACGCCUCAGAGCCAGCCUGUCGAUUUCUCCCAUGCAAUCAACUACGUGAACAAAAUCAAACAUCGAUUCCAAGGCACCCCGGACAAGUACAAAAGCUUCCUAGACAUCCUGCACGCGUAUCAGAAAGAGCAACGCAGUGUAAAGGAUGGUAUGGCAGCUCCAGGAAAGCAACUCACUGAAGCUGAGGUGUACGCUCAGGUCGCUAAGUUGUUUGAGAACCAAGACGAUCUGGUUCAAGAGUUCGGCCAGUUCUUGCCUGACGCAACAAGUCAUCAGGCGGCAUUGAUGGGAGCUGUUCUGCAAGGCAGUAAAGGCCUCAGCAACGAUCAUUCGUCAAACAAGAAGCCAUUGGGACUGAAGCCAAGUUUUAACAAUGCAAAUGCUAGCCUGUCCAACAUCAGCAUGGGCUCCAUGAGUACCAGCAGCAAAUUUGGCCAAGUUAAGAGGUCGUCUCCGUUCUCGUCGUCAAGCCAGCCCAUGAAAAAACCAAAAGUUACUGCUUGCCUGCGAGACGUCUCUCUGGCAGAGGCUGGAAAGUUGUGCAGUCUGAAUGAUUAUGCCUUUUUCGACAAGGUUCGUAAGGCACUAAAAAACCCAGACAUUUAUGAAAACUUUUUAAGAUGUCUGUCCCUCUUCAAUCAUGAAAUAGUGUCUGGCACCGAACUUGUUCAACUUGUUACUCCGUUCCUGAGCCGUUUCCCAGAGCUGCUCAAGUGGUUCAAAGAGUUUUUAGGCCACAAUGACAGCAUGGUUGGAAACGCAUCAUACCAGAGUCUCAACAACCUAGCUAUGGAUACUCCUGCCAACAGUUCAAAUAGGCAAGAGAGGGCAACUGGGGACCUUGCCAUGGAAAUAGAUUAUUCAACUUGCAAGCGUCUGGGUGCCAGCUACUGUGCUCUUCCAAAGAACUACGCCCACAGCAAGUGUUCUGGCCGUACUCCUCUCUGCAAGGAAGUGCUCAACGACACCUGGGUUUCCUUCCCCACCUGGUCCUCAGAGGACUCAACCUUUGUUACUUCUCGCAAAACUCAGUUUGAAGAGUCUAUUUAUCGUUGCGAAGAUGAGCGCUUUGAAUUGGACGUGGUUCUGGAAACCAACUCAGCAACCAUCCGAGUGCUGGAGGGAGUGAACAAGAAAAUGUCUCGGAUGCAGCCCGACGAACUGACCAAGUACCACUUGGACGACUGCCUAGGAGGCACGUCGGCUACCAUCCAUCAAAGAGCCAUCCGAAGAAUCUACGGUGAUAAGGCUUCAGACAUAAUAAUGGGUCUGAAGAAGAAUCCGAGUACUGCAGUACCUGUUGUGUUGAAGCGGCUUAAAGCUAAGGAGGAGGAGUGGCGCGAGGCGCAGAAAGGCUUUAAUAAGAUCUGGAGAGAGCAGAACGAAAAGUACUAUCUCAAGUCUCUGGACCACCAGGGCAUCAACUUCAAGCAGAACGAUCUGAAAACUCUGCGAUCCAAGGCGCUCUUCAACGAAAUUGAGUCUCUGUAUGACGAGAGGCACGAACAAGCGGAGGACGGACACCACCAUGUCACCGGCCCGCACAUGGUCCUUCGCUACAGGGACAAGUCUAUCCUUGAUGACGCUGCCAACUUGCUGAUUCACCACGUGAAACGCCAGACCAGCAUACACAAGGAAGACAAGCAGAACAUAAAACACUUGCUCAAACAAGUCCUACCUGACAUUUUCUUCCAUCCCCGGCAAGACUUGAGUGAAGAUGAACGAGACGAUGAUGGCUCAGACAAAGAUGACUCUGAAGGCUGCUCGCCCAGUAGUAAAAAGUCCCGGGACAAGAGAGAACCUGACAAGAAGAGCAGCAGUGUAGACAUUAGCAAAUCCGAAACUAAGGAAAAACAGAAUGCGGUCGUUAACAACUUUGAGGAAUCCAAGGGGAAGGAGGACUUGGCCACCCCAGCUCACGCCAUUUCAUCAGAUCCUGAUGAGCACUACACUUUGUUUGUGACCUGCAAUACGUGGUACUGCUUCUUGCGGCUGCAUCAAAUCCUGUGUGAAAGACUCACUCGCAUGUACGAAUGUGCAAAGAAGUUAGUGGCUGAGGAUGCGUUAAACAAGAUUGACAGGAAAGAAUCCACAGCAAUCGCCCUGAGGCUGAAGCCAAAGAGUGAUAUAGAUAUUGAGGAUUACUACCCUGCUUUCCUGGAUAUGGUUAAAAAUCUUCUUGAUAACAACAUGGAUACCAACGCGUAUGAAGACACGCUCAGAGAAAUGUUUGGCAUACAUGCAUACAUAGCAUUCACGUUGGACAAGGUUGUUACUUAUGCUGUGAGACAGCUUCAGCAAUUGGCUAUGGAUGAUAUCUCGCAUGAGUGCCUAGAAAUUUUCAACGAGGAAAAGAAAAGAGGUGCAGCUGGCGGACCAUGUUCAAAGGCAGCUCAAAGUGCCAUCUCUGAAAUGGCAUACCAAAAGAGGGUUGAGCAAGUUUUGACCGAUGAAAACUGCUACAAAAUCUUUAUUUAUAAGAAUGAUUGUCGAAUGACAGUUGAAUUACUUGACACCGAUGGAGAAGAGCAGGAGGCACCUGCAGAGGCUGAAAAACGAGAAGAGUACGUCGAAAAGUAUGUUGGUGAAAUGGACAGCAUACCAGACGAAAUGAAGGAACGUUUGUCCCGCAAGCCGGUCUUCUUGCCUAGAUGUGUAAGGGGAUACAUUGAUCGAAGUAAGCGAUUCCAUAAUCAAGAAAGAAGCAGCACAGCUGCAAGCACAAGUGGCAAUGACUCCCCGUCCAGCUCCAACGAGCAAAAAGAUGCUGACUCCAAAAGUGAUGAUGAAAAGAAGAAAGAUGGCAGCAAAGUUAGAGCCGACUCCCCGCAAUCCGGAAGCAUCGAUAGCAAUGAAUGCAGAUUUAAUCCUAUCACUUACAGUAGAGUGUUCUUCAUGGAUAAGGAUGCGCUACUAUUUAAAAAGAAUGCCCUUCUCAACGCCAAAGAGGCUCAUCCAAGGGUAACAAUAAGGCUCUUAAGGAAGUUCAGAGAUUGGCACCAAAAGUGGGCAUCAGUGCACGUCAGCGAGGACCAGCAGAAGUCGACCACAGACUGGCUGAUGGGCCUCGGGGACAACAUGAUGCCAAACAGGACGCGAAUCCUCACAGACAACGACUUGUCAAAAUCACCAUACAUCCCGUACAACAGGUACCGAGUGGAGCUGGAGUCUGUGACCUCGUCAACGGCAGCAACCGCUACUGGCGUGACGACGUCAACCACUAACGGACCACCAUCCUCCCCUUAAAGGAAACUAGAAGUAGUUGUGCUCAAGCAUUUAAAACACUGCACAAGCAGAUCUCCUGUGUAUAGUGUAAUUGUGUGUACAUUUGUAUUUUUAUACCUCACAAUCAUUGAGCAUUUGCAUGCACACCAAAGCAAGGACUUAUUUUGGAACUGAAAACUUACUCGGUUUUUUAUCCACGUGAAUGCAUGCAAAAUCUCAGGAAACGAGAGGACUUCUCAAGUUAAGAGUUGUAAAUAAGAGAUUAAGUUGGAAAAAAGUGAAAAAUGACAAGCAAUUUUACAAAAUUAAAAAUCUUCAAAAUAA
This is a messenger RNA of Cloeon dipterum, 5326 nucleotides long. RefSeq names its product SIN3 transcription regulator family member A (gene Sin3A). Lineage: Eukaryota; Metazoa; Arthropoda; Insecta; Ephemeroptera; Baetidae. Gene Ontology annotation, biological process: negative regulation of transcription by RNA polymerase II. Bases 404 to 5023 code for a protein of 1539 amino acids. Gene Ontology annotation, cellular component: chromatin; Sin3-type complex. The transcript has 17 exons. The record is from RefSeq and is a predicted model, not a curated record. Gene Ontology annotation, molecular function: transcription corepressor activity.